AUGGAGCUGCUCGAGGAAGUGGCCGGCAAGGCGACGGCUCUGAACGAACGUAUUUCGGCCGUCAAGUACGGGGAAAAGGACGCCAUCGCAUUUCGAGGGGUCUUGACGGAGGCGUCGCUCAUCGUCAAGAACCUUGAUUCCGCCACCAGCAAUCUCGCCGACGCCGUGCGCGGCGGCCCGAACAACAUCGACCGUAAGGAGCUCAACGAAGCAAUCGCAGCCGUCGGAUUCGCUCAGUCGAGCGAAAACUACCUCGAGAUUACCUUGCAGGCAAAUUUCCGCACCGUCAGCGCGAAGACGAUCGGGCAACUCCAGACGGUCGCUGCUGCCCUGGCUGACGAUCUUAAAGCCGUUCGAGCCGUCCUCCUUGAUCUCAAGAAUAUUAAGAUCGAGCGCGCCUUUUCCGCUGCGCUCUCGACCGAUCAGUAUCAGCCACCUGGCGAGGCUUUCGACCGGCACCAAUCCUUGACCGAGGUGUUUCAAUCCCAGCUCGCUAGUGCCAGUAACGGGGAUAAGAAGAAGCCGACGCCGAAAUCGAAGGUAGACGUGAAGGGGAGGCCGGUGGGUCACCACCCGCCAGGCGUGGGCGGUAAGGGAGGGAAGAACGUUGGGAGGUACGAGCCAGAUAAGGGACACCAUCCGAAGGGAACGGGUGGCCAUAAGAACCAGAAGACCAUUAAGAGUGGCAGUGCCCAGGGCAGUCAAGUAACCUCAAAGAGCCCGCCUAGGAGCCCCGCUAAGAGUCCCGCUAAAAGUCCCGCAAAGAGUCCCGCUAAGAGUCCCGCAAAGAGCCCCGCCAAGAGUCCCGCUAAGAGUCCCGUGAAGGCUCCUAUUCGGGCGAAUACCGGGUACAGAGCAGUCCGAACAGCGUCUGUAAAGGCGGAUAAGACUGUCGCGCAAGACGGCAGCGGCGACUAUAAGAAGCUACAGGACGCUGUCAAUGCGGUGUCGGACAAUUCCGUGAUUUAUAUCAAGGCUGGAGUGUACAACGAGAUGGUGUCUAUAUACAAGAAGGGGAUUACUCUUAUCGGGGAUGGCAUUGACAAGACCAUCAUUACUGGGUCCGCCAGCUACUCGUCAGGCUACGAUAUCAUCACUUCUGCCACUAUCGGCGUAAACGGUAACAAUUUUGUCGCUAAGUACAUGACCAUUCGCAACACCGCUGGUCCCGCGGGACUACAAGCCGUUGCUCUGCGCCUGGACUCCGAUCAGGCUGCACUGUACCAGGUCAAGGUUACCGGAUACCAAGAUACACUCUUCUGCUCCACCGGCCGUCACUACAUCAAAAACUGCAUUAUCGAGGGCACUGUGGACUUUAUUUUUGGUUACGGCGCUGCGUUGGUGCAAUCGUCUACACUCAAUGCGCUUAAAUCUCCAACUUAUACGACGACGGUUUUGGCCUCGGGUUGUUACCAGUCUGGAGCGCUCUGUGGGCUUGUGGUGGUUGACAGUGAAGUGAAUGGUGACUAUGGCGAUGUGUACUUGGGUCGGCCGUGGAAGGAGUAUGCUACGAUGGUGUUUAUCAACACUGAACUGCCUGCGAAGAUGAACAAGAAUGGGUGGAUGCCGUGGAAAAUCUCUGAGACGUUUGGUGGGAAGCCGUUCUUGGCGGAGUAUGGCAGCAGGGGGAGUGGUGUCCAGUCAUCAAGAGUGUCCUGGGCGAGGCCUGGCGUGGUUUCUUCAUUAUCACAAGUCAGCAAGUACUCUCCCAAUAACUUCCUCUCACUGAACUCGUGGAUUGGGAAGACAGGAAUUCCAGUCAGCAGCGACCCUCUCAUCAGUCACAGCCACCUGAUCGCCGUCUCCCCCUUUCAACUCCCCUCUCCUGCGUUUGCAGCGUUCUGGGCCAGCUUCUUUGGCCCGAAUGACCCGUACACUCCAGCCUGCAUCAGCACCAACCUUCUACCCAGUCACAGCCAGCAGAUCAGUCAGCUGCGCAAUGCCACCCUGUCAUCCAUGGCAUCGUCAGCAUCACCAUCCGAUUUCACACCCUCCCAAGCUAACGCCUUCCAGAAUCCCACUGCCAAGCCAGACAGCCUACCACGCAGAGCACAGAAUGGUGAGGAGAGAGCGACAGGCACGGGAGGGAGUGCUGAGAGGAGAGUGAAGGGACGGAGGCAAGGCAGGGCAGGUGGGAGGGGGGAGAAAUGGGAGCAACGGAGGGAAGGCAGGGAGCAGAGUAGAGGGGAGGUGUGGCGUGCAGGCAUGCUGUUUUGGCCGGAGCUCCUCCUCUCUGUUGCUGCUUCUAUCUGCUGGGCGGGGCUGCUUAUGUGGGAGAUACUCUCCGCCUUUUCGGCCUUUUCGGCAGCAGGGCAUGUCCCUGCACCACCACAUGAGCUGGCAUACGCAGCAGGGCAGGCAGUCACGUACGCGCUGGCAGCAGGGGUUCUUCUGCUCUUCCAGAAAAGGCGAGAUGUGACUGUUGUUGGUUCGGCACGCGUGUGGCUGUUUCAGAACGCUGUGCUCACGCUGCUGCUCUCCAUGGUGAUUCUGCUACGGCUUUGGAGCAAGAGACAAGGGGGAAACGUUUGGGAAGGUUUUGGUUUGGUUUUUGGUUUGCGAUCUGGUUCGGGAUCUGGCUCGGGAUCUGGUUUGAGAUCUGGUUUGGGGGCUGGUAUGGGUUCCGGUGUGGGGUCGAGAGUCGGAGAUUGGAAGGAAGAGAAGUGUGCGGUGAUGUACGCGGGCCCGCUGCUGCUCUCACGUUUCGUGGACGUCGCUGCGGGCAAGCAGCGGUUUGAAGGCGAGGGCGUGGCGCUCGUGGCGCUGCUGCUGCUGGCCAAGGCCACAGAGACUGCUGUCGGGCAUCAGUACAACUUCCAGGCGCAGGCGCUGGGUCUGGACAUUCGAGCAGCACUAGUGGGAGCCCUGUAUGAGAAAGGCCUGCGGCUAUCAAGCAGGGCAAAGCAGCGGCACACAGUGGGCGAGGUGGUGAACUACAUGUCCACUGACGUGCAGCGCCUGGCAGACCUCAUGCUGCAGCUGCACAACGUGUGGGUGCUGCCGCUGCAGAUCAGCAUUGCGCUCGUCAUUCUCUUCCAGGUGGUGGGGGCGAGCAUGGUGGCGGGGCUGGCAGUGAUGGUGGCGGCGCUGCUGCUCAACCUCCUCAUAGCAGCCUCGCUGCGCGCCACAGUGGCGAGCAUCCUUAAAGCCAAGGACCGCCGCAUGAAGGCCACCUCUGAGGCGCUUUCCUCCAUGCAGGUCAUUAAGCUGUACGCCUGGCAGCCCUUCUUCGAGAAUCAAAUCAAAUCUCUGCGGGGCGCUGAGGCCGGCUGGCUCGCUAGGUACAUGGCGAUAGGGGCGGCGAACAUUUGUCUGCUGUGGCUGUCGCCUCUGGCCGUGUCAGUGGGAACCUUUGGUGCCAUGGUGCUCGUGGGUGUGUCGCUCACCCCGGGGGCUGUUUUCACUGCCAUCGCCACCUUCCGCAUCUUACAGGAGCCUCUACGGUCAUUCCCCUCAGUGGUGGCGGCUCUAGCCCAGGCCAUGGUGUCUCUCAAGCGAGUCACCACCUUCCUUCUAGAAGAGGAGAUUCAGGCCGACGCUGUUACCCGAGUGGAUGGGUGGAAGGGAGGGGCGGGGAUUCAGAGUGAUGUUGUGACGUCCAUGAAUGGCCCGAAGGAAGGGAAUGGUGUGUUUAGCUGGGAGGGGGUUGCUAGUAAGCCGACACUAUAUGGAAUCGAGUUGGAGAUUAAAAAGGGGAUGAGGGUGGCUGUGUGUGGAGCGGUGGGGGCGGGCAAGUCGAGCCUGCUGGCGUGCCUUCUAGGGGAGAUGCCCAAGAUGGGAGGCAAGGUCACCCUGGUGGGUCGUACGGCCUACGUGCCACAGUCCGCAUGGAUCCAGAAUCCCCCACCUCCGCACAUUCUGGCACGUCAGGUCACCCUGGUGGGUCGUACGGCCUACGUGCCACAGUCCGCAUGGAUCCAGAACGCCACCGUCCGCGACAACAUUCUGUUCGGGCAGCCCAUGGAUCGGGCGCGCUACAGGCGGGUGCUGCAGCAGUGCGCGCUACAGCCCGACCUGGCACUGCUGGCCCAUGGGGACGCCACGCAGAUAGGCGAGAGAGGGGUGAAUCUGAGCGGCGGGCAGAAGCAGCGGAUACAACUGGCCCGGGCCAUGUAUGCUGGGGGAGGGGGAACUGGGGAAGGGUCAACUGGGGGAGGGGGGAUGGCAGGAGACAUGGAAGAUGGAGAAGCAGGAGGAGAGCAGGGGGGGAGGGUGGAGGGGGGGAGGGCGGAGGGAGUCGGGGGUGUGGAGGAGGGGAAAAGAGGCAUGGAGGGAAAGGGAGGAGCGGAGGGAAAAGGAGGAGCGGAGUUGUUUUUGCUGGAUGAUCCGUUCAGUGCCGUUGAUGCUCACACUGGCUCGCAGCUCUUUACUGGAAGUUUGCUGAUUCACUCUGGUCUGCACUGCCACAGUACUACUACCUACCAAUGCCCCCCUAUCCGCGUGUAG
This is a messenger RNA of Closterium sp. Yama58-4, 4446 nucleotides long. The record is from the annotation of a GenBank genome assembly. NCBI's taxonomy places the organism in Eukaryota, Viridiplantae, Streptophyta, Zygnematophyceae, Desmidiales, Closteriaceae.